Molecule: messenger RNA, 939 nt
Organism: Cladocopium goreaui
Lineage: Eukaryota; Dinophyceae; Suessiales; Symbiodiniaceae
Source: the annotation of a GenBank genome assembly
AUGGAUGAUCCUGACACGGAGUUAUUUCACCAUCUCAUUGAAGGCGUUCCGGCGGGUUUCUUGCGUAACAUCCCACCUUCACAUUGUUUUGAGAGCACGGUUGCAACAGAUGAGGAACCUCCACCCCUUUUCGUUCACUUUGAUGGAUGGAGAUCGGCCCAUGACGAUCCGGCCAUCACAACUGAGCUGGUCACGGAAGAACUGAAACAGGGGUGGGUGUUUGAAUUUCCGGGCACAUUGGAAGAUGCUCAGGCACAAUAUCCGGUUGGAGUAUCUGUGGGCAAACUUGUUGUGGCAGCAUCAACAACUCGACCACCACGCUUGGUGGUAGAUUCUUCAGUUUGUGGCUUGAAUCAAAACUGCCCUUUGCCGGAGAAAGGGUCCUUGCCUUCAGCCAAAGACUUGAUUCGCAGUUUUCCAUUGCGGAACUCAUCUUCCACAGUUUCUGGCCUGAGCUUGGACGUGAAGAAACGAUUCACUCCGGAAGAUUUUUACCAAUUGGAUGUGGAAGUCAACCACAAUAUGCAACGUGAUAUUGUUUGCUACGAAACUUUGGCACAGUUGGCCAUCGUGAAACUGAUGACUCAACAUAUCCCUGCCCAACGAUAUUCAUUGCGAAUCUCCAGCCCCUCUGACAACACAGGUGCAGAAGCUGGCGUGAACUCCUUGUUCACUACGAAAACUCCUCUGGCUUUCUUUUUGGAAAAGUUGUGCAUCACGGCCACAACAACAGGCAUUCAACUCGAUGCUUCCCACAUCAGCGGCAAAUCAAACGAACUGGCGGACGCAAUCUCUCGAUGGAACUUUGAAAGCGACCCACCGGCUGGAGUCGACAUUGCGAAUCGCAGUCGCUUUACAUUGCGCGAUUUGUGGUUAGGUCAUGCUGGCGUUUCGGUCUAUCCCACUCACACUUCCCUGUCUUGGCUUCUCCCCAUAUGA